UCUCUCCUCGUCCGGCAGGGGCGCAGCCAUUUUAAUUCAUAUCUGAGUGGGCGGUGGCGAUUCGCGUUGGCGGUCUGGCUCCGCUGGGCAGGGGGUAACUUUACUGGUUUGGGGUGGUUUUUAGUUUAAUUUUUCUUUUCUAGCUUCGCAUCGCGGGCCAGUUCUUCCUUUCUAAUCAGCUGAGGCCAUGUCAGGAGACGGCGCCCCGGAGCAGGCAGCUGAGUAUGUCCCAGAGAAGGUGAAGAAAGCCGAAAAGAAAUUAGAAGAGAAUCCAUAUGACCUUGACGCUUGGAGCAUUCUCAUUCGAGAGGCACAGAAUCAACCUAUAGACAAAGCACGGAAGACUUAUGAACGCCUUGUUGCCCAGUUCCCCAGUUCUGGCAGAUUCUGGAAACUAUACAUUGAAGCAGAGAUAAAAGCUAAAAAUUAUGACAAGGUUGAAAAGCUAUUUCAGAGAUGCCUUAUGAAGGUUUUGCACAUUGAUUUAUGGAAGUGUUAUCUUUCAUAUGUUCGAGAGACCAAGGGUAAACUGCCAAGUUACAAAGAAAAAAUGGCUCAAGCAUAUGACUUUGCACUAGAUAAAAUUGGAAUGGAAAUUAUGUCUUAUCAGAUUUGGGUGGAUUACAUCAAUUUCUUAAAAGGCGUGGAAGCUGUUGGAUCUUAUGCAGAAAAUCAGAGAAUAACAGCUGUCCGAAGAGUUUAUCAACGAGGUUGUGUUAAUCCAAUGAUCAACAUUGAACAACUCUGGAGAGACUAUAACAAGUAUGAAGAGGGUAUCAAUAUUCAUUUAGCUAAGAAAAUGAUUGAAGAUCGGAGUCGAGAUUAUAUGAAUGCUAGGCGUGUAGCAAAGGAAUAUGAGACAGUAAUGAAAGGUUUGGACCGCAAUGCUCCCUCAGUGCCUCCUCAGAAUACUCCCCAAGAAGCCCAGCAGGUGGAUAUGUGGAAGAAAUACAUACAAUGGGAAAAGAGCAACCCUCUUCGUACAGAAGAUCAGACGCUUAUCACAAAAAGAGUUAUGUUUGCUUAUGAACAGUGCCUGCUUGUACUGGGCCAUCACCCUGAUAUUUGGUAUGAAGCUGCCCAGUAUCUUGAGCAGUCAAGUAAACUGCUGGCGGAAAAGGGGGAUAUGAAUAAUGCCAAGUUAUUUAGUGAUGAAGCUGCUAACAUAUAUGAAAGAGCCAUAAGCACUUUAUUAAAGAAGAAUAUGCUUCUUUAUUUUGCAUAUGCAGAUUACGAAGAGAGUCGCAUGAAGUACGAGAAAGUUCACAGUAUAUAUAACAGACUUCUGGCAAUUGAGGAUAUUGACCCCACAUUGGUAUAUAUCCAAUAUAUGAAAUUUGCAAGAAGAGCAGAAGGUAUCAAAUCUGGAAGAAUGAUAUUUAAAAAAGCAAGAGAAGAUACCAGAACCCGCCAUCAUGUCUACGUUACUGCAGCACUCAUGGAGUAUUACUGUAGUAAGGACAAAUCUGUUGCCUUUAAGAUUUUUGAGCUGGGUCUAAAGAAAUAUGGAGACAUUCCAGAAUAUGUCUUGGCCUAUAUUGACUAUCUUUCUCACCUCAAUGAGGACAAUAAUACCCGAGUUUUGUUUGAACGAGUCUUAACCUCUGGAAGCCUUCCUCCUGAGAAGUCUGGAGAAAUCUGGGCCCGAUUUCUAGCUUUCGAAAGUAACAUUGGUGAUCUAGCUAGCAUACUCAAAGUGGAGAAAAGACGGUUUACAGCAUUCAAAGAAGAGUAUGAAGGCAAAGAAACAGCUUUACUGGUGGACAGAUACAAGUUCAUGGACUUAUAUCCUUGCUCGGCAAGUGAACUAAAAGCACUUGGUUAUAAGGAUGUCUCCCGCGCUAAGCUAGCAGCUAUAAUUCCAGACCCAGUUGUAGCUCCUUCUAUAGUGCCUGUCCUGAAAGAUGAAGUGGAUAGAAAACCAGAGUACCCUAAACCAGACACUCAGCAGAUGAUUCCAUUUCAGCCACGACAUUUAGCACCUCCCGGCUUACACCCUGUUCCUGGGGGCGUGUUCCCAGUGCCGCCUGCAGCCGUCGUUCUAAUGAAACUGCUCCCUCCUCCCAUCUGCUUCCAGGGUCCUUUUGUACAAGUGGAUGAACUGAUGGAAAUUUUCCGAAGAUGCAAGAUACCAAAUAUAGGCUCUGAAAUCAGCCGCGAGGUGUCCCAAAUGCGCGUGCAGAGUCUCUCCCCGGAGCGGACUCGGCAGCACCCCCCGACAGUCCUUUCCGUGUGCUUUGCGCAGCUGUGGAGGAAGCUGUGCGGAUCAUCACGGGGGGCGCCCCGGAGCUGGCCGUGGAGGGGAACGGGCCGGUGGAGAGCAAUGCCGUACUCACCAAGGCGGUCAAGAGGCCCAAUGAGGAUUCCGAUGACGAUGAAGAAAAGGGAGCGGUCGUACCCCCUGUCCAUGACAUCUACAGAGCGCGGCAGCAGAAGCGGAUUCGGUGAAGCGGGCUCCAAGCUGCCUCUGGAAAAAAACUUCUCCAGGAUUCCUUUUUGCCUCUUAAGUCAUAUGUUUAAAAGAAGAGACAAUGCUUUGUUACAAGGUUCUUGGAAACAAAGUUGUAUUGUCAUUGGUGCCUCUAUCAUAUGGUUCUUGAGAAAAAAACCAACCUGUGUGAAUUUUAGAAUAUGGAACAGACCUGUGCUCUAAGCAAAACUAGGUUUUCAAAAAUGUGAGAACAGCACAAAAUGGCAGAACCACAUUUUGUUCCCUCUUCAAGGGUGUCCUGUAUGUGCCGCUUGAAGAUCUGUGAGUUUUCAACAGUUUUAUUUUAAAAACUGGAUGGCUUAUGAUUGUAAAGCAUUUUAUCACAUUUUCUGAAAACAGUUCUCAGUUUGCUUAUGUAGAGUCCUGCCUUAUUGUUUGUUUUUAUUUAUGGCAGAAUGUAUGGAAUCGGUUUUGUAGUUUAAAAUUUUAAAACAAUCCUUUAAAAAAAAUAAAAAGAAAGAUCUCAAAAAUGUCAUGCCUCCUGCUGCUUCCAUUCAGAAUUUAUUUAAAAUAGCUACUUACUUUAUGCAGCCAAUACCAUUUAAAAAUAAAUGCCAAUAAAAAGAAAA
Molecule: messenger RNA, 3060 nt
Organism: Ailuropoda melanoleuca (giant panda)
Lineage: Eukaryota; Metazoa; Chordata; Mammalia; Carnivora; Ursidae
Gene: CSTF3
Product: cleavage stimulation factor subunit 3
Exons: 21
Coding region: 188-2653 (821 amino acids)
Biological process (GO): mRNA 3'-end processing
Cellular component (GO): nucleus
Molecular function (GO): protein binding; mRNA binding
Source: RefSeq, a predicted model, not a curated record